Messenger RNA from Opisthorchis viverrini, 860 nucleotides. RefSeq lists its product as hypothetical. Gene Ontology annotation, molecular function: S-adenosylmethionine-dependent methyltransferase activity. Lineage: Eukaryota; Metazoa; Platyhelminthes; Trematoda; Opisthorchiida; Opisthorchiidae. The record is from RefSeq and is a predicted model, not a curated record. The transcript has 3 exons. Bases 1 to 807 code for a protein of 268 amino acids.
AUGGUUCUCCUACUUCAGCUCGAUCAUAUUCGUCUGCUGCUCGCCGUUCAAUUUGCUCGGAAUUUGAAAAGGCCAGAUAAUAACCCAUUUUCAUGGUAUAUCAAUCAAACUUUAUUCAAACGGUGCAACGUGCCAUUGGAGGCUGCUGCGGUAGACGCGUGUGAACUAAGGCCAGGUCAAAAUGUGCUUGAAAUCGGCUUUGGUCCUGGAUAUGGGAUCAUUUUUGCAGCUGAGCGUGUAGCUCCCCUCACAAUGGACUACCUGCGAAAGCAAGGCCCGCUGCUUCGGAUUACUGACCGACUUUGGAAGCCUGAUAUUAAGUUUACCGAAGACGGCCACGUAUCUGGUGUGGAUAUUUCUAACUACAUGCUCAAGUUAGCUAACCGUCGGUGCCGAAGACUGAUACCUUUUGGAAUCGUCGAUUUGUCGUUAAACAGCGUAGACCAUCUACCUCAGUUAGCUUCGACCAUGGAUGCCUGUUUUCAUGUGAACUGCUUCUACUACUGGCACAACAUGGAAUAUGCACUUAGGAACAUAUGGCGUGUCCUUCGUCCAAACGGGCGCCUCGUCACAUGCUUCCAGCCUGACCGUCUCAAGCAAGACCAUGAACGUGGUUGGCUCCGAUAUGGUCGCGGUGAUCCAGUUGCCUAUGCGCUUGCACUUGAAGCGUGCGGUUUCAAUAGAAUCGAAUGGCUGAAAAAACCACUUUCAACUGGCUCAGUCGUUCCUUCCGAGUGUAUCGUCGCCCGUAAACCUCCCAUCGAGCUUAUUUCCCAUCAGGUUGACACUGCUGACUGCAAAUCGUGAUCGGCAAUUUGUAUGUGAUCAAACUAUGUAUUUUGAAAUAUAGUUACAACUCC